AUGAACGAGUUGUUGCGUGUGUUCGGGCUGGCGGUGCUGGUGCAGUUCGCGGUGGGCGGCUGGAUCCUCUGCAUGGCAGCCUACAAGCUAGUCAGCGUGAAUAUAUUAAGCUUCGAUUUCGUUUCUACAACGUUAUUUCUGGUCUGCAUCCUGACAGAAUUGUUUCUGUACUGUUACUACGGCAAUGAAGUGUACGUUGAGAGUGACCUCAUGGUGCAGUCGCUGUACAGCAUGGAGUGGGUGCACACGCCGCUCGCGUUCAAGCGGUCGCUGCUGCUGACCAUGGAGCGCGCCAAGCGGCCGCUGCGACCCGCCGCCGGCCAUCUCAUACCACUCUCACUUGACACCUUCGUCACGAUAUUAAAGUCAUCGUACAGUUUCUACGCUGUUUUGAGGCAAACCAAGUUACAGCGGCGCGCGAUCCGCAUCAUAGGCGAUGAGGAGGUGACUAAACACCUUGAGCCUCUUCAAUUACGCCGUGACGUGGCGUCACAAAGCGCGUUUUAUCAUCUGUACCACGGCGAAUGUUCUGUGGAGUUAUUCUCUCUUAUCCCACUUUCUCCUUUACUUCAGAGGACCACGCGCGCUGGCCUACUUUGUCACCGUCUUACUGUGGCCACAAUUCCAACGCGUACAAAGAAAUUUGGUGACUCAUUUCUUUGUCGCACUAUACGUAAAUGGAAUGCUCUGCCCGCUCCCGUGUUCCCUCCCUCUUACAACCUGGGAUCCUUUAAAAGAGGCGUGAAGAAGCAACAAGCAGGCCGGCAGGGUGAGGAUGGCUGGGAAGGCCUGUGGGCAUUGGGACAUUAAGAGACUGUUGAUGAUGAGAUGUUAUAAUAACUUGUGGCUGGAGUGGUCAGGUCGCUGGCGGGCCGCAGCGUGGCGCCGCACCUACUACUGUUGCGCUGGUGCGGGUUCUGCCGCCUGCGCCCGCGUCACGCCAGCGCCGGUCACCCAUCCCUCCUACAGCGGGCCGGCCGCCGCCUGCACGCCGUUUACUGCACCUUCGCCCUCGCCGCCACCUCCAUCUACCUCAUGCAGGAGUGUGUCUAUGCGUAUCAGGUAAUCCUGUUAUUACCUUAGAUUAAA
Molecule: messenger RNA, 1089 nt
Organism: Chilo suppressalis (striped riceborer)
Lineage: Eukaryota; Metazoa; Arthropoda; Insecta; Lepidoptera; Crambidae
Source: the annotation of a GenBank genome assembly